Salvia miltiorrhiza (redroot sage) is the source of this 1170-nucleotide messenger RNA. RefSeq names its product remorin-like. The coding region runs from base 379 to 984 and encodes 201 amino acids. The record is from RefSeq and is a predicted model, not a curated record. The transcript has 5 exons. Lineage: Eukaryota; Viridiplantae; Streptophyta; Magnoliopsida; Lamiales; Lamiaceae.
UACGUGGGAGAGUCCACUCUACAUCGCACCCGCACAGAUCUUCCGGUGCACCCUAACAUUAUCUCCGUCAACACAACCACCAUCCUUAAACGGUACUGUUUUAACGGUACACAGAAAGCGUCCAUUUCCUACUACCAUGAGCCGCGUUGCAGAGUAUCGCAAUACACAAAAUCGCGAGCUUGCGUUAUCGCGUUUAAAGGCCCACAAAAAAUACAAUAAGCUUUUUCCUAUCAUCGAGCUCAUCUCGCCAUUGCCAACCGUUUCUACUUCUUUCUCUGUUAGUGGAGAAUUUUCUCUGCUUUCUUUUGAUUUAUUCGCCAGUAGUCAGAGAGAGAGAGAGAGAGAGAGACUUUGUAUAUAAAUACAUACUGUAUAGAAAUGGCAGAAGCAACAGCAGCAGCGGCGGAAGAAGUUGUUCAGAAGAAAGCUGAAGCGGAGGAGGCGCCGCCAGCUGCGGAGGAGGCGCCACCAGCUGCGGCGGAGAUGGUGAAGUCCAACGACGUCGUGCAGCAUGAGCCUGCUGUCCCGCCGCCACCUCACGACGACUCCAAAGCUCUUGCAAUGAUCCCUGAGCCCUUAGCCAAGAAAAGCUCGAAGGGAUCCCUCGAUAGAGAUGUUGCUCUUGCAAAGCUCGAUGACGAGAAGAGGUUGUCGUAUAUCAAGGCGUGGGAAGAGAGUGAGAAAACCAAAGUCGAAAACAAGGCACAGAAGAAGCUCUCGGACGUUGCAUCAUGGGAGAACACGAAGAAGGCUGCUCUCGAGAGCGAGCUGAAGAGCAUUGAGGAAAAAAUGCAGAAGAAGAAGGGAGAGUACGCGGAGAAGAUCAAGAACAAGGUGGGGCUGGUGCACAAGCAAGCGGAGGAGAAGAGAGCCUUGGUUGAAGCCAAACGCGGAGAAGAUCUGCUCAAAACCGAGGAGACCGCUGCAAAACUCCGCGCAACGAAGCAAGCUCCACCCAAGGCUUGCGGAUGCCUCGGUGGCUAAAACUAAAAGCACAAGUGGAAUCGUCAUUGAUCAAAAGUUUGAACAUUGAAUCAUAGAAUUUUUGUCUUUGCCUAUGUAUAGUUUCUUCUGUCUGUGUGAUCUUUUUUACUACUAUUGUUAUGUCAUCUUUUGGAUUGUAACAAGAAAACAAUUGUCUUGAAUAAAUACCACUGCAAGUUUGCAACA